Messenger RNA from Pipistrellus kuhlii (Kuhl's pipistrelle), 1900 nucleotides. It is a transcript of the gene FIBIN, whose product is annotated as fin bud initiation factor homolog. NCBI's taxonomy places the organism in Eukaryota, Metazoa, Chordata, Mammalia, Chiroptera, Vespertilionidae. The record is from RefSeq and is a predicted model, not a curated record. The coding region runs from base 347 to 982 and encodes 211 amino acids. The transcript is spliced from 2 exons.
CAGGAGAGCUGAGAGCCGCAGAGCCAGUCCUGCCAAGCCCUGGGAUCCCGCAGGGGAAAGAGCCUGCUGAGCUGCAGCCGCCCAGCAGCAGCAGCACGUACCUACUUAGAGCGGGAACACAGAUCCCUGUGCAUCCUGCGCUGCCGACCCUGCUACCCAGAAGCUGGGGCCUCAGCCCCAUGAAGCCUGCUGGAGAGGGGGCACCAGGGAGCAGCAAGCCGGCGGGGCCUGAGGCUGACGCUGUCUCAGGGAGGCAGCCCUGACUCCCAAGGGGACCCCCUUCCUUCUUCGUGUCCCCGGGCCCCAAGUCUUCUCCAGGGGUCCCCUGUCCUCCUGAAGCCACGAGAUGGCCUUCCUGCAGCUGCUCUGGAUGGGUCUCUUCUGCCACCUGUGUCAGGGCUACUUCGAUGGCCCCCUCUACCCGGAGAUGUCCAACGGGACGCUGCACCACUACUUCGUGCCCGACGGGGACUACGAGGAGAACGACGACCCCGAGAAGUGCCAGCUGCUCUUCAGGGUGAGUGACCACCGGCGCUGCUCGCAGGGCGAGGGCGGCCCGGCCGGCCGGCUGCUGAGCCUCACGCUGCGGGAGCAGUUCACUGUGCUGGGCCGCCAGGUGGAGGACGCGGGGCGGGUCCUGGAGGGCAUCAGCAAGAGCAUCUCCUACGACCUGGACGGAGAGGAGAGCUACGGCAAGUACCUGCGCCGGGAGUCCCACCAGAUCGGGGACGCCUACUCCAACUCGGACAAGUCCCUCACGGAGCUGGAGAGUAAGUUCAAGCAGGGCCAGGAGCAGGACAGCCGGCAGGAGAGCAGGCUCAACGAGGACUUCCUGGGGAUGCUGGUGCACACCAAGGCCCUCCUGAAGGAGACGCUGGACAUCUCCGCGGGCCUCCGGGACCGGUACGAGCUGCUGGCCCUCACCAUCCGGAGCCACGGGACCCGGCUAGGCCGGCUGAAGAACGAUUACCUUAAGGUGUAGGGGACCGAGGGGGACAGAAGACAGGGCUGACAUUCCCCCGCGAAGAUAAUCUUUAUAUUCAGAUUUGCACUUGGAGAAUGAUCUGAAGUCAUCUUGGAAAAGGAACGAAGUGGGUUUGGUUUCUGUACAUUAUUUAUGAGAUGGGUCUGCCAUGGAUUUGCCACCUGCCAACAACCGUGGUAAGCCAGGCCUCCCACCUUUUCCUCCGAGGCUUGGUAGCUGCAGAGACACCUGUUUCAGCCACCCCCAAAGGACACCCAGGACACAGUGUUGAGCUUUCCCCACCCCCUCAUCGUAGAGAUUUGCUGCAAAUACACAGACAGCAGACAGACAGCGUGCAUAGCUUCUUCCCCCUCGCAGCCUCUCCCCUGGGCGCUGGAAGCUGGCAGAGCUGCCUGUGUUUCAGAGGAGGCCCAGCACGGCUCUGCAUACUCCCAGCAGAUGGAAGAUGCUGUCUCCUCUUCACUUUUUCUCUCUUAUUUAUUACCAUUGUCUCUAAGGUUUUUUUGUUUUGUUUUGUGUUUUGGUAAGAGUAUUGGCUAGAAACUACAUGCAAAUCAUCCUUUGCAGGGAGAUGUGCCAGUGCCUCUGUGUGUAUAAAUCCCAGCGGCUGGCCACCUUUAAGAAGUCUGAGAUUUGUGGUGGUUGGGCACUCACAUCGAUGUGUUGAUUUGCGAUGUCUCUCACUGUGUGUCUGUGUCAUCCGUGCUCUGGUCCAUUAAGAAGAAGUAGCUUGUUUGUUUGAACACACCCCCAAAUGCCUUAGGAGUGAGGUUGUCAAUAUAUUCUUUCUCAUUUAGGGGGUCUCGCUUCUGUUUGCUUAUUGGAGGCUUGUACUUCAGGUAAUGGGGGAAGGGGGAUCCUAAUAACUCCUUAGCCAAAUUUUAUUAUUCAGACAAUAAACAUGUUCUCGUGUAA